AUGAGUAGGGAGACACGACUCCAUAAAUCCGAGAACAUGUUCGGGUUUGAAGUCAUUGUGGAGACUGAGAUGACAGCCUUCUUGAUUCCCAAGACCACGAGAUGGUUAAUUGUUGCUCGCAAGGUUAGCACUAUGGCCAUCAAGGAGGAGAUUGUUGACUGGUACCUCUCUGUAGAAGAGGAAGGAGAUCUCUCCGUAAAGGAGGAAAGGGUUCUCUCUGUGAAGGCUGAAGGUUUCUCCAUAAAGGAGGAUAGGGGUCUCUCCGUUGAUGAGGAAAGGGUUCUCUCCGUGAAGGAGGAAGGUUUCUCCAUACAGGAGUAA
Arabis nemorensis is the source of this 321-nucleotide messenger RNA. NCBI's taxonomy places the organism in Eukaryota, Viridiplantae, Streptophyta, Magnoliopsida, Brassicales, Brassicaceae. The record is from the annotation of a GenBank genome assembly.